AGGCUUCCGUCACCAAGUAGCAAAGCCCGGAGGACGAGCAGCAAGAUAUCCUACUGUGGCCACGAGUGUCUGCUGAGGACCUGCUUCAGCCCUCAGUUGUCCCCUCUCCCCAAGGGGCUCUGAGACCUUUGGGAUUCCUGUCACAUUCACUCAAGGGCCUGAGAGGACCUAACAAAUCACCCCGGAGGAGCUGAGCAUGACCCGGGACGAGGCACUGCCAGACUCGUAUUCAGCACAGGGCUUCUAUGAGAACUAUGAGCCCAAGGAGAUCCUGGGCAGAGGAGUUAGCAGUGUCGUCAGGCGCUGCAUCCACAAGCCCACGUGCCAGGAGUAUGCUGUGAAGAUCAUUGACAUCACCGGCGGGGGCAGCUUCAGCUCUGCGGAGGUGCAGGAGCUGCGGGAGGCGACGCUGAAGGAGGUGGACAUCCUGCGCAAGGUCUCGGGGCUCCCCAACAUCAUACAGCUGAAGGACACAUAUGAGACCAACACUUUCUUCUUCUUGGUGUUUGAUCUGAUGAAGAGAGGGGAGCUCUUUGAUUACCUCACUGAGAAGGUCACUCUGAGUGAGAAGGAAACCAGAAAGAUCAUGAGAGCCCUGCUGGAGGUAAUCUGCAAUUUGCACAAACUCAACAUUGUGCAUCGGGAUCUGAAGCCCGAGAACAUCCUCUUGGAUGAUGACAUGAACAUCAAGCUCACAGACUUUGGUUUUUCCUGCCAGCUGGAGCCAGGAGAGAAGCUGCGAGAGGUCUGUGGGACCCCCAGUUACCUGGCCCCUGAGAUCAUUGAAUGCUCCAUGAAUGAUGACCACCCAGGUUAUGGGAAGGAAGUGGACAUGUGGAGCACAGGCGUCAUCAUGUACACCCUGCUGGCUGGCUCCCCACCCUUCUGGCACCGGAAACAGAUGCUGAUGCUGAGGAUGAUCAUGAGUGGCAACUACCAGUUUGGCUCACCUGAAUGGGAUGAUUAUUCAGACACAGUGAAGGACUUGGUUUCUCGCUUCUUGGUGGUGAACCCCCGGGGCCGCUGUUCAGCAGAAGAGGCCUUAGCACACCCGUUCUUCCAGCAGUAUGUGGUGGAAGAAGUGCGUCACUUCAGCCCCCGGGGCAAGUUCAAGGUGAUUGCUGUCACAGUACUGGCUUCAGUGCGGAUCUACUACCAGUACCGCCGGGUGAAGCCAGUGACCCGGGAGAUCGUCAUCCGUGACCCUUAUGCCCUCCGUCCUCUGCGCCGACUCAUCGAUGCCUAUGCUUUCCGCAUCUAUGGCCACUGGGUGAAGAAGGGGCAGCAGCAGAACCGGGCUGCCCUCUUUGAGAACACACCCAAAGCUGUGCUCCUCUCCCUGGCUGAGGAAGACUACUGAGGGGCCAGCAGGUGGGGUAGGUGGGGCGGGGGGCGGGCAAGGAGGGAAAGCCACAGAAACAGAAGUUGAAGGAGUGAGAUCCUGUCCAAGCCUCUGUCCAGAGCGGGGUACUUGGGCCUGGCCAGAACCCCUGCACCCAAGGCCCCUAUCCCCUCUCAGAGGCUCUGCACAAGGGCAGGGCGCUCCCAUCACACGUCAUCACAUGUUGGUGAGUGUGGUCAGGGCCUGUCCCCAUAGAGGGGAACUGCUUCUCUACUUCCCAGCUGUAAGCACCAUCUCAGGUUCUUCUCAUGGGAGGCCCAGAGUUCCAGAUGCUUGCGCGCCCUUCUCUUAGGGUGCCAGGGUGAGGAUAAAAGAGAAUAGUCUGAGAUAUACAAUCACAAGAGGUUUUACUGAGCUCACAACAUCCAGUGGCACCAUGGGAGCAGGUUCUUUUCUAGGGACAUAUGUUUAGAGGCAUAUGGGAGCCCUGAUCUGAUUAACAAUAGAAAGGGAAGGUUCUGGUAUUUGUCUGUCUGGAAUAUCAUUUACUUUGUGACUCUCACAAUACAGUUUUGUCUGGUAAAUAAUUCGGCUCCCCUAGACCCUUUUAAGACUGACAUUGUGCUUUAAAGAGCCUGGUUACUGCAUUCUAUGUACGGUUAGCAGAAAUUAGGUUCCUUCAGAGGCAUGUGAAACACUACAAAUGAGGUGAACGAAAGAAGUACUUUCCUUCUACAGCAAUUUGCUUGGAAAACAAAGAGAAAUGGCGAAAUUCUGCCUUGAGAAAACAAUGUCGGAUACCUGAAUCAAACAUUGAUUUAAAAUUUUUAACAAAGUGCCUUUCAGAACACUCUGGCCCAAUUGUUUGAGUACUGGGCCCUAUACAGUUAAUAUCUGACCUCUAAGAGAAACACCCAGCUCUUGGCCACAAUCAAUAAGUUGGGCCCCUUCUCCAGGAGACAGUGGCACCCCUCCUCUGAGGUUAGAGUCCUCUCCUGGCCUGGUGAGAGAUGCCUGCCACAGAGGAAUGGAAGAGGGGUAGGAGGUCAUUCCUGAGGCUAAAGUUUAAGAGUCUGGAGUUUGGCUGUGUCUGGAACGUGGCCAGGGAGUGGCACGGGCACCAUGGGGCUCUUCUCUUUGGCUCUGCAUAGCUGUUCACAACUCCCCAGGCAGUCGGCCUGCACUGGAUGCACAACGGAAGCCAAGGUUGUCUGAAGCUGAAUCUGGAGUGUUGCCCAUCCUGGCACCAGAGAAGAGGAGAAAGAAUGGACAUUUGUUGAAAAGGGGCCUGGAGUCUUACUCCACUUUCCUGCUCUACCUCCUAGGGCCUGCUGUGGUCCAGGGUGCGGGAGGACAUGGUCUAGAAAGAAGCCUGGGGUGAGGGCACUCGUGGGGCAAUGGGGAGAAGGGCCCUGGGACAGGGUGGAGGAAGUGUGAGUGAACAGCCCUGAGAAUCUGCUCUGGAAGGCAGGAAGGGCAAUGACUAGUAACUUUAGCUGCUGGUGGUUUAGAAUAACUCAGUCAAAACAAACAAACAAACAAACAAACAAACAAACAAAAAAUCCUGUCAGUAAGAAGCAAAAUGUUGUAGUGCCAGUGAGUACUUCAUACUUUUUAAUGAACUUUCACAUAUGCUCCUUCAUUUGUCAUUUCUCAAUAGCUCUGGAAGGGAGGGUCUGUUCACCAUUUUAGAGACCCAGCAGAUACUAGAAAGAUGUAAAUAUCCUGCCCAGAGCCAACUACUGCUUCAUGGGCACAAGAGAUUCAGUGGCAAACCCAGCUUCCUGGUUCCCAGGCUAAUAUCUUCUCCAUUACUUUGUCCUAAAAAAAGGAGGUGAGAGAAAGUCUUGGGCCUCAAUGUGUCAAAGAAACGUCUGCAAACCUGACUUCCCGAGGCCACAGAAACUGUGGUCUCUUUUUAAUCCUUAUGGAACCCGUAAUGGGAGAAAUCACAGGGAGAUCAAUCAAAAUAAAUGUACAGAUGAGAGUGUAGAGACAGUCCCAGUAGGAGACUCAGGUGCUAGCACUAAUCAUCUGUGUGAAAUGAGCAGGUCCCAGCACCUCCCUGAGCCUAAUUUUCCUUGACGGUAAAACAAAAUGGUUACGGAAAAUGAUUUUUCAUGUGCUUUCCAGUUUGAAGGGUCAGUAUUUCCAUGACCCCAGGCCAUAACCUAUUUAUGUGGCCAUUCUACCCCCCUGUCUCCGCACACCCAGUUAGGAGGACAAGAGCAGAAAGAAAACCUUAUGGUGUGGGACACAAAGUCUUUCUGGGUCCUGAGAGCUGGCAAGAAAAGGCACAAGUCGCCCUGGGCUCUUUUGCUUCUCAUGGCAAGUGCUGCUUGUUCUCUUUUCUGUGCCCAACUCUGGGUGCAGACGGAGGUGUGGAAGCAGUGCCAACACCAGCUCUGGUGCUGUCUGUGCUCUGGGAGACCAGGACCUGACCCUCAGCCCCCAGAUCCCAGGCUUCUUACCUGGUGGUGACCCGGGCCCGGUGGUUGGCGGAGCCAUCAGCUGUGUCGAUCCAGGAUGCCCCCGGAGGACACGCAUGUCCUGGUCAGUGGCCGGGUACGGUGAUGCCGUCCACUCCCACACGUUGCCCAUGAGGUCAUAGAGCCCUACAGCACAGCAGGGUGGGGGUCAGUCCCAGGCUGGCUAGUACCCCCCCCCCCCCCCCCCCGUCCCCACUUAUGAAGUCUUUAGGGGAGCAAAUGCUUCUCUGGUGGUGUUUCUUUCUGCCUCAUUGAUCAACAGAAUGAUCCCGCCAAACAAUUUGUGAGUGUUGACAGCAAUGUGAAAGGAAAUCUUACCAUAGUUAUUCUGUGGGGGGAAAGCAUUCACUGGGGAGACUCCAUGGAAGCCAUCCUCAGCUUUGUCACCCUUGGGGAACUUUCCCUGAGAAGGAGAAAUUUAGACUAAAACAUUUACCAUCCUGUUCCAAGGCAGGUGUCCUUGUCUACCCAGAGGAAAACCAAGGUCACUUGCUGUGUCAUCUGGGGUGGGGUGAGGGGUAUGGGGCAGUGUUCUGAGGUACCCAUCCUGAGCUCCCAAACUAGUCACCUCAUGUCCUCCACCAUCAACUCCUGGCUGGAUUAGGACGGGUAUGCUUUCCCCUGUGCCCACAGGCGUCUAGAACAAGCCUACCCCACUCCCACUUUCUCCACUCUCAGCAGCUCCCACUCCUCUGCCUUGGACCCCAUGCGCUUCGGUGCCUUGGGAAGAAAGGCUCUCCUCCCCUCCUCUGUGGUCAGCACCACCUGCCAUCUGCAGAACAACCAAUGCCCACCCUGUGCUCUCCUGUAACACCUCUUCCCCUUCUACCACCAACAGGUGUAACUCUCCCUCGUCUGCCCUGACUCUAUACUCAUCUGUUCUUACAACCAAAAUUCCUGAAAAAAAGGACCCUAUAUUUGCUGAUGCAAUGUGUCCAAUGUGUUCAUUCUUCUCAUUAAAACUGGGAUUCAUCUUCCA
This is a messenger RNA of Leopardus geoffroyi (Geoffroy's cat), 4810 nucleotides long. RefSeq names its product phosphorylase kinase catalytic subunit gamma 1 (gene PHKG1). Bases 197 to 1360 code for a protein of 387 amino acids. Gene Ontology annotation, biological process: glycogen biosynthetic process; protein phosphorylation. NCBI's taxonomy places the organism in Eukaryota, Metazoa, Chordata, Mammalia, Carnivora, Felidae. Gene Ontology annotation, molecular function: ATP binding; calmodulin binding; phosphorylase kinase activity. Gene Ontology annotation, cellular component: phosphorylase kinase complex. The record is from RefSeq and is a predicted model, not a curated record. The transcript is spliced from 10 exons.